GAGAAUAAAACCUCUGAGCCAGUGUAAAAACCCUAGUCUCAUCUUCGCGCCCUCCAAUGGCGACACGUCGAUGCCUUCGCGAGCUUAGCCGCCGCGCCACGGCGGUUCUCUCCGGCAGCCAAUCGCGUUCCGUCUCUUCGCUGCGGAGAUCGGUUCCCGAAGUCUCCGAUAUCUCUCUCGGAACACUAAACCCGACCCGGAGCAUUGCACCGGAUUCUCUAUGGUACACUCUUUGGCCUCGCUCGGAGGUUCGUCUGUUCUCAUCGACUCCUGAUGAUAGCGACGACGGUGAGGGAGAUAGCAGCGAGGAAGAGGAGGAGUGGGAGGGGGAGGAGAAUGCGACGGAGAUGGAUCUGGAUAGGGUAUAUUCUCCUGCGGAGAAGGAGGCGGAGGCGGCGGAGAUUGGGUACAAGGUGUUGGGUCCUCUCCAAGUUUCCGAGCGAGUUUUCAAACCGUACGAGCCUGUUUUUGCCGUUGUCCAGAUCGGUUCGCAUCAGUUUAAAGUGAGCAAUGGGGAUUCCAUUUUCGUCGAGAGAUUGAAAUUCUGUGACGUGAAUGAGAAGUUACUUCUGAGCAAGGUUCUUCUACUGGGUUCAAGUAGCCAGACGAUCAUUGGUCGACCGGUUGUGCCCGAUGCAGCUGUUCAUGCUGUCGUGGAAGAGCAUGCUUUGGAUGCAAAAGUGCUCAUUUUCAAGAAGAAAAGACGGAAGAACUAUAGGAGAACAAAAGGACAUCGGCAGGAAUUGACAAAGUUGAGAAUUGUCGAUAUCCAAGGAAUAGAAAAACCCGAAGCGAAAAUUGCCCGCAAGCCUGCCAAGGCAGCUGCUACAGAGCAAGCGAAAAAGGUCGAAAUUGCUGCUUAGAGACUGGUUUCUGUUGAACGCAAUAAAAGAUUGCGGAGACAGCCAUCAUCAUGCUAUGCCUCGGGUAUGGUACUAAUGGGAGAUGUUCUUUUGUCCGAAAACUAUGUUUUCUGUCCAAAAACCGAAGCCUCUUAUUCUUUGUUGUUUGUUUGAACACAAUAUAACUUUG
This is a messenger RNA of Tarenaya hassleriana, 1032 nucleotides long. RefSeq names its product 50S ribosomal protein L21, mitochondrial. Lineage: Eukaryota; Viridiplantae; Streptophyta; Magnoliopsida; Brassicales; Cleomaceae. The coding region runs from base 57 to 863 and encodes 268 amino acids. Gene Ontology annotation, cellular component: ribosome. Gene Ontology annotation, biological process: translation. Gene Ontology annotation, molecular function: RNA binding; structural constituent of ribosome. The record is from RefSeq and is a predicted model, not a curated record. The transcript has 6 exons.